AUGGAGGACGUUAACGUGUAUGCGGACGGAGCUUGUCUGCGCAACGGUCAGUCGUCUGCGCGUGCUGGUAUGGGGGUGUACUUUGGUGCAUCUGAUCCUAGGAAUGUUUCUAAACCUUUGCCGUGUGGCCCCGCGACGAACCAGCGUGCAGAGUUGGCUUCAAUAUUAGCAGCUCUGGUGCGGUACGAGGCGGCGGACAAUGCGGCUGCCGCACGUAGGUCGGCGCGAGGAGCUCAAGGACCCUCGGAUGAGGUCCGUCUGGUGGUGCAUAGUGACAGUGAAUAUGCUGUGAACUGUGUGGGCCAGUGGGGUGACCGCUGGACCCGCAACGGCUGGGCCAGCUCAUCGGGUCGGCCUGCAAAGAAUGCAGACUUAGUGCAAGCGCUGGAACAAGGGCGAGAGACAGGCUCUGAAACCAUGGAGGACGUCAACGUGUAUGCGGACGGAGCUUGUCUGCGCAACGGCAUCGUGAGGAGUCAGGAGCAAGCUCUCCAUCUCUAG
Messenger RNA from Eimeria mitis, 501 nucleotides. Its product is annotated as ribonuclease H, putative. The transcript is spliced from 3 exons. Gene Ontology annotation, biological process: DNA replication, removal of RNA primer. The record is from RefSeq and is a predicted model, not a curated record. Gene Ontology annotation, molecular function: nucleic acid binding; RNA-DNA hybrid ribonuclease activity. The coding region runs from base 1 to 501 and encodes 166 amino acids. Lineage: Eukaryota; Apicomplexa; Conoidasida; Eucoccidiorida; Eimeriidae.